AUGCCGGCAUCUCGGAGUCUGGACUCCCUUCCAUUCGAUGUCUUCUACCAGAUCGCCACGUCGCUGGACGACCGCGAUUGUAUUAACCUGAGCCGCACUAAUCGUAUCAUCCAUGAUUUGAUGGAAAGUGACCUCAUUGCACGCAAAACAGUCGAGAAUACUCUACUGUACAGCAAGGAGGGCCAGUCGGCUUCGGCCUCCCAGAGCGGCUACCGCAAGGCUGUCGGGCAUCGCUUUGACAUCCACGAAGCGAUCGCCACCGCCGCCCCAUAUGCUGUUUCUGUCUUAGCCUACGGAGCCGACUUUCUUUAUCACCAGGGCUUCCUCUGUUACCGCGUUGGUCAUGAAAUUCGAUUGCUGGAUGUGCAUGGUGCAGGUCGCCGAGAGCGCGUCUUGAACCUGCACGAUGUCAUCCGUCGCGUGGGGUCUGGCCCGGCCGGUCUGGAUGUCGCCGAGCGAGUCACUUUGCUCCACUACAGCGAUGGCAUCGUCUCCUUCCGUGUUGAGCACGUAGGUGCCCAAGAUGAUACUCUCCUCGCGAUCGACAUGGAUCGCCGCCCGGGCCAGACCCGCCGGAGGCGUCUCUUACUUCAGAAACCCGUUCCAGCAGAUUCCCCCAUCUUUGUCCGCCAUAGCCGCUCCUAUAUCUGGUACGGCACCUUCACCGCUGCACACGGCUCGGAUGGCGUCUGGUCGGUAUGUGGCGUGGAUUUUGCCACGUGUGAAGAAAUUACAUUCCCUCUGGACCGAGUCGUCGAUGGAGAUCUGGGUCAAACGCUCUGUUUCGAGAUGUACCAGGAACAUCUCUAUGCGGUAUCGACGCAGGUCGCUUCAGACGACGACGAGCGCUUCUCUUCCUUUUACCAUUGGUUUUGUCACGCGCCUCGUCAACGGGGCCGCAAGUGGAACGGGCAGCUCUGGCGCCGCGAGCAUCGCGAAGGUCCUCUCAACGAAAUGUGGACAGACCUGUCCAUCCGUGUUGAUGAAACGACGGGCCGGCCCGUGAUCCUAGAAUGUCGUCGUGAGUGGCGCGGUGGCAAGAGCGAAAACCAUCGCACUAACUACAUUGAACCGCUUCCUACGCCCGAAGAGGCUGAGACGUGGGUGGAUGAUGAUCCGAACGAUCUCACGGGGAACCACCGGCCCUACGACCAGCGGCCAGAAAAGCGACUACGCCGUAACUAUCAUGCGGAAUAUGAGCAUACUCACGACUCGACGAAGCGACUCGAGUUCAUUGCGGCUCGUACUAAACAUCGCAGCUACCAUCUGGCAUCGGCAACGUUUGUCGACCUCGUCAAUGACCCUGCACCCCAAGCUGACGGUGUACGAUCCCGAGACCGCCUGCGUCUGCGUACAGUGUCGCGAAAGCGCAAAUCUCCCGUGGACGACGAAGGAACCGACGGUCCUCGGAAGAUGCUAUUUCGUCCUACGCAAGUCGAGGACGGCCGUCCAGUUGAAGGCUCUGAAGAGCGCUUCGUCUCACGUGGUGUGCACAUGUGGCCUGCGGAUGAUGCACCGUCCGAAAUACACCAUCUCCUCUGUCCCGACUCUCAGGCAAGCUCUGUGCGCGCCGUGUCCGAUGAGCGCUCCAUUAUUUACUCCGUCUCCUCCACCGGCCUGCCGCCAGACCACCAGGCCCUCAUUCUGAUCAGCUUCGACCCCACCGUUCGCUUUCCAAACCUCACAUCCCUCCGCACCAUGAAGGCUCCUGUCUCUUCGCAGAACAUAUUCCCAAUCGAGGUACCUCGACCGCAAUCUCCCAACCCCUCCCUCGUGCAAGAGACAACACCUUUAUACCAAGCGAUCCGUCGUGGCUACUGGCUGCGAUGA
Messenger RNA from Penicillium cinerascens, 1830 nucleotides. RefSeq names its product F-box domain protein (gene fbx15). Gene Ontology annotation, molecular function: protein binding. The record is from RefSeq and is a predicted model, not a curated record. Bases 1 to 1830 code for a protein of 609 amino acids. Lineage: Eukaryota; Fungi; Ascomycota; Eurotiomycetes; Eurotiales; Aspergillaceae. The transcript has 2 exons.